GUUUCUGUUUCCGCCGGGCGCUUCAUCGGUGUUGCACACUAUGCCCUUGACUUCCUCUGAGAGGUGAUUCCUCCGAGCGAGAGGAAGGUGGCUGUGGAGUCUAGUGAUUUAGGAUUUGGUCUUGUCGGGGCCUGAAAGAAAGACCGGACCAUGGUGCUGGUGCCAGACGAGGGCAAGGCCCUGCCUCCGCCGGGCAUCGUGAACAGGAACUCGGUGUGGCUGUCCGGUGUCGGCUGGUGCUCGGCGAUGCUGCAGAACGCCAUGAACCGCAGGCCGCCGCUCAAAGCAGGUGUUCAUCGGCAAGUCCUGCUAGCAACAAUUGGUUGGUUCAUUGGCUACCACAUUACAAAAUAUGAAAAUUACACCUACGCCAGACUGGAUCGGGACAUGAAUCAAUAUAUAAAAAUGCACCCAGAGGAAUUUGCAAUGAAGGAGAAGAGGACCCUUGCAGAGAUUGUGGAGCCUUUCCAUGCUGUGCGCUAAGUGUUGGCAGCGGGCGAGACGGAGGAGAGAGAGAACAUUUUGCAGACUGCCAUCUGUGUGUUUGGUCCUUUUUGUCAAAGUUUGCUGUCAUACAUUGUGUGAAGCAUAGUUAUGUAUAUAAUGAUAAUAAUAAAAAAAAAAUACCUAAAUUGAAA
Molecule: messenger RNA, 638 nt
Organism: Myripristis murdjan (pinecone soldierfish)
Lineage: Eukaryota; Metazoa; Chordata; Actinopteri; Holocentriformes; Holocentridae
Gene: ndufc2
Product: NADH:ubiquinone oxidoreductase subunit C2
Exons: 3
Coding region: 151-483 (110 amino acids)
Biological process (GO): mitochondrial electron transport, NADH to ubiquinone
Cellular component (GO): respiratory chain complex I; mitochondrial inner membrane
Source: RefSeq, a predicted model, not a curated record